AUGUUAUUCACCGGUCUUUUGGGCCUGCUAGGGUUUGGGAUCGUGUCCGCCGUUCUUUGCGGCGAGGGCGCGAACAGGUUGGAGUCAGUUGACCUGAGCCCAAACGCAAAGGCUGCCGCCCAGAUAGCCAUGAUCAUAACCAUGUCGUGUGUCUUCGCACUCGUUACAGUCGUGCCGUGUUUGUCAAUAUCCAUUCCCCAUAUUUGGGAAUUUUUCGUUCUUCUCAUCUGCCUAGAAGGAUUUGGAAGCGGGGCGUAUGCCGUUGCAGUAGCCAGAACCAACGUGGAUAAGGGCUCCUGCGAUGAGUACCUCAUGUCUGUUGAUGCCUGCUGGAGCGGGUUACGGAUGGUGACGACAGGCGGUGUGUUCCGCAUACUGCUUCUUCCACUGGGGAUUAUCAUAGGAACCGGUUAUUUGAUGCGUUUCAAAAAGGAGAGGGUUGUCACCUUUCACGGUAUCGCCUACAGGGGGCGGUCGAUAGUGCGAAGCAUCUGA
This is a messenger RNA of Colletotrichum aenigma, 495 nucleotides long. RefSeq lists its product as uncharacterized. The transcript is spliced from 3 exons. The coding region runs from base 1 to 495 and encodes 164 amino acids. The record is from RefSeq and is a predicted model, not a curated record. Lineage: Eukaryota; Fungi; Ascomycota; Sordariomycetes; Glomerellales; Glomerellaceae.